This is a messenger RNA of Nymphalis io (European peacock), 765 nucleotides long. RefSeq names its product trypsin CFT-1-like. Gene Ontology annotation, biological process: proteolysis. The transcript is spliced from 5 exons. The coding region runs from base 1 to 765 and encodes 254 amino acids. The record is from RefSeq and is a predicted model, not a curated record. Lineage: Eukaryota; Metazoa; Arthropoda; Insecta; Lepidoptera; Nymphalidae. Gene Ontology annotation, molecular function: serine-type endopeptidase activity.
AUGCCUACAACCUUUUCCCUAUUGCAGUACGUAAUCUAUGGAAAUCCGACGAGAAUUUCUGGAGGUAGCACAGCUGACAUAAGUGCAUACCCCUUUGCGACCUCCCUUCUCAGCAACCGGGGAGAAGGGGCUUACACUCAAGUGUGCGGUGGCACAAUCAUAUCGUCAUCAGCAAUAUUAUCAGCAGCCUCCUGUUUUGUAACUAACAAUGUGGUCGAUUCAAUGCUUUGGUGGCGUGCCAGAGUUGGGUCGACGUACUCCAACAGCCGUGGUCUUAUCUACCUCAUCCGAAGAAUUACUACCCAUUCUGACUUCCAGACAACAACCAGAGUAAACGACAUCGCUGUGUUAAGAACCUCUUUGAACAUCGUUUUUGGACAAAACGUUCAGGCUGCGUAUAUAGCUGGUGGAUCUUAUUCGUUGGCCAACAAUCAACCUGUUUGGGCCAUCGGAUGGGGUGUCACUUCGGUAAGCAUAAUCAAACUUCGCCAAGUUCAAAUCUGGGUAAACGACCAGCAGACAUGUGCUACCCGAUACGCUGAGGUGAACUUCAGCGUAACUAGCAAUAUGCUUUGUGCUGGCUGGCUGGAUGUCGGAGUUCGCGGACAAUGCCAGGGUGACACUGGCAGCCCUCUCCUGCACAACGGCGUGGUGGUAGGCGUAUACUCGUGGACACAGAGCUGCGGCAACAGCCGUUAUUCAAACAUCAACACUCGAGUUUCCGCCUACUCGCGGUGGAUUGAAGCAACUGCCACCGUUUUAUAG